GGAGGAGGAGGAGGAAGGUGAUCGCUCGCCCUCUCGCUCCCGCCGCCGCUCCGGCAUGAGCGCGGCUUUCCAGCCCUCGCUGAUGAUGAUGCAGCGCCCGCUGGGAAGCAGCACGGCCUUCAGCAUCGACUCGCUCAUCGGCAGCCCCCCGCCGCCCGCCCCCGGCCACUUCGUCUACACCGGCUACCCCAUGUUCAUGCCCUACCGGCCCGUGGUGCUGCCGCCGCCGCCGCCGCCGCCGCCGGCGCUGCCGCAGGGCGCCCUGCAGCCCGCGCUGCCCCCCGCGCACCCCCACCACCACCAGCUGCCCAGCCUGCCCACCGGCUUCUGCUCCAGCCUGGCCCAGGGCAUGGCCCUCACCUCCACCCUCAUGGCCACGCUGCCCGGCACCUUCCCCGCCUCCCCGCAGCACCAGGAGGCCGCCAGGAAGUUCGCGCCCCCGGGGAACUUCGAGAAAGCCGAGGGGAUACCCCCGGACGGCGGCGGCGACGAUGGCAAAGCCUUCCUGGGGAAGGACGGAGCCCUCCUGCCCUUCCCCGCCGCCGACGCCGUCCAGGCUUCUCUCGCCGGGGCUCUCCGGGGCCAGGGCAAGGAGGACCCCAAAGCAGAAGAGGACGCGAAAGGCAAGGAGGAAAGUUUCUCCAUGGACAGCGAUCUAGACUAUAGCUCGGACGACAACAUCACCGGCCAGGCGGCUCACAAGGAAGAGGACUCUGGCAACGCGCUGGAGGAAAACCCCCAGAACCCCCCCAGUUCCACCAACACCACGUCCACGGGCAAAAACCGGCGGAGGCGAACAGCCUUCACCAGCGAGCAGCUGCUGGAGCUGGAAAAGGAGUUCCACUGCAAAAAGUACCUGUCCCUGACGGAGAGGUCCCAGAUCGCUCACGCCCUCAAACUCAGCGAGGUGCAGGUGAAAAUCUGGUUCCAGAACAGACGGGCGAAAUGGAAACGGGUCAAGGCAGGCAACGCCAACUCCAAGACAGGGGAACCUUCCCGAAACCCUAAGAUCGUGGUCCCCAUCCCGGUGCACGUCAGCAGGUUUGCGAUCAGGAGUCAGCAUCAGCAGCUGGAGCAAGCCCGACCCUGAUCUCUCCCUACGCUCAGAGCCACAAGUUUUUAAAGGGGAAAAGUUUCCAAAUCGGGGUUUGAAAGCAGCCCACCCGAGCAAAAAUAAAAAUAAGAGAAGCAAAAAAAAAAUAAAAAAAAAAAAACCACAAAAAAUCAAACCCUUAUAUAAACAAACAACAGCCAACAAGAAAGAAAAACCCCAGGCGAGCGCUUGGCAAAUCCCUGCCACGAGUGAAUUUUAAAGCGAAACUUUCCACUUACUGAGUCCAGCGAGAGUCUGCGAGGGAAAAGAGUCUUGGAAAACUGCUGUGGUUCGGAGCAGGAGUAUCAAACGCUGGAAGAGACACACACACACACACACACACAGACAGAUAUUUAUUAUCGCGCUGCCCUUGCUCUGGACCUGCUCAUGCUGCCUCGGCUGCGCUGGGGACCGUGGAUGUGGUGUGGUGUCGGCGUUGGAUCCCCCUCGCCAGAGCAGCAUCCCCAGCGAAACCCGCAGAGGCUUUAGCCAUCUUUUGGGUUGUCUUUGUUAUCGGGGGCGAAAGGUAAAAAAAAAAAAAAAAAAAAAAAAAAAAAAAAAAAAAAAAAAAAAAAAAAAA
This is a messenger RNA of Empidonax traillii (willow flycatcher), 1673 nucleotides long. RefSeq names its product gastrulation brain homeobox 2 (gene GBX2). The coding region runs from base 56 to 1090 and encodes 344 amino acids. The transcript has 2 exons. The record is from RefSeq and is a predicted model, not a curated record. Gene Ontology annotation, biological process: regulation of nervous system development; regulation of transcription by RNA polymerase II. Gene Ontology annotation, molecular function: DNA-binding transcription factor activity, RNA polymerase II-specific; RNA polymerase II transcription regulatory region sequence-specific DNA binding. Gene Ontology annotation, cellular component: nucleus. Lineage: Eukaryota; Metazoa; Chordata; Aves; Passeriformes; Tyrannidae.